Messenger RNA from Syngnathoides biaculeatus (alligator pipefish), 11736 nucleotides. Its product is annotated as fibroblast growth factor 14-like. The transcript has 5 exons. The coding region runs from base 1825 to 3048 and encodes 407 amino acids. Gene Ontology annotation, molecular function: fibroblast growth factor receptor binding; growth factor activity. NCBI's taxonomy places the organism in Eukaryota, Metazoa, Chordata, Actinopteri, Syngnathiformes, Syngnathidae. Gene Ontology annotation, biological process: regulation of cell migration; positive regulation of protein phosphorylation; positive regulation of cell population proliferation. The record is from RefSeq and is a predicted model, not a curated record. Gene Ontology annotation, cellular component: cytoplasm.
CAUCCCAAAAAAAUGCAACAUUAAUUGGACACUCUAAAUUGCCCCUUGGCGUGAUUGUGAGUGUGACAUUUCCCUGUCUCCAUGUGCCCUGCGAUUAGUUGGCAACGAGUUUAGGGUGUACCCCACCUCCUGCCCGAUGACAGCUGUGAUAGGCUCCGGCACUCCCAGAUACCAAUCAUCACCAAAAUGUGUGUGGACAACUCUAUUUAUGCCAACUUCAAUGUUUGAUAAUAUCAGAACAAUUGUCUUGAUUUUUUGAGAACGUUAUGGACUAUAAAGCUUUUUCCUCAUUAGGAUUCUCGACUGAACUCAAACCAAGGAGACAGCACUAUAGAGGUGGGUACAGUCGCCAAAUAUUGUUCUCAAGUAAGACUACUGCAGCUUUAAAACAUUAUGACUCAAUUAAAAGUAAAAAGUAGUCCUCCAAAUAUUUGCUUGACUAAAAAAGUACUCAGUGAGGGAGAGAGAUAGAUAGAUAGAUAGAUAGAGAGAGAGAGAGAGAGAGAGAGAGAGAGAGAGGGAGAAUUACAGCAUGACAUGUACCCCCCCCCCAAAAAAAAACGUCACUUCACUUCACUAUCACAUUAUAACGUGAUACGUUUCAUGUUAUAAUGGCAAAUGUUUCAUGGUAUAAUAUGAUCAAUUACAUGUUAUAAUCUUAUGAAUUAUAUGUUAUAAAGAGAGAAGUUUCACAUUAUAACAUAAUUUGUUUCACAUUAUAAUGUCAAACUUCCAUAUUAUAAAAUGACAAUGAUCUACGUUAUAGGGUGAUUUGUUUCACAUAAUGUAGAAAGUAAACACAUUAAACGUAAUACAUUUGAUGUUAUCGUGAAACAUAUUACUUUACGAACCUUUUCACAUUAUAACAUGAAAAUAUUUUGUUAUAAUGUGUAAUUAAUCACAUUAUAACAUGUAACAACAAAUGUGAUGGUGAACCUUUGAUUUUAUUUUUUUGUUAGCAAUACGCUUCCGUAUAAAAUAGGGCAAAGGUUGCCAGGGGGGUUUUGAAGUAGAUGUGCUUAUAUCAACCACUUCUGGGUGAAUAGGUUGUUACAUUGUCCAGAUAGCUUCCUGGUGAGUGGGCAGAAGUAAUUUUGGAGUGAACGUAGUGUAUGUACUCUUCCGAUUUCACCUGUACACUGUGCUCUAUGGCAACAACACUUUUUUAUGACCAUUUAGGGUGGUAUACUCUCACUCAUGCCACACACCCGUGCCAACUAUUUGUCGGGGAAACUCUCUUAUUGUGAAAAUUGCGAAACGGAUGUCGUGUAAGUGACUCGUUAUCGCGACUUGGCAGGUUGGUUUCAAGCGACUGUGCGCGCCUCUCUUUGGGUGGUCUGGAGAGCAGCAGUCGAGGGCGACCACGAGCUCCCUUUCCGGCGGAUACUUUAUCGCCAUAGCUCUCACGACGCGGUGCCGCGACGAAAAACAGGCUGCAGCGCCACACGCAGACUUCAAAUUGUGCUUCCUUGGAUGACUGAGAAGCCGUAUAUGAAGUAUAUGAAUAUCCAUCAAGACUUUUGCGGGGCAAUGCAGCGCAUAGUGGGACCCUGCAGAGAUUCCCUGCUGUGAUUCGAUGCUGCCAGUGAGUAGAGGAGGAGGUGCGUUUCCUCUCUUACUCCUGCUGCUGCUGGAGGAUUGUGUGGGCGCGUAUGUGCCUUUGGAAGGCAGCAUCCUCGCUGCAGUUGUUAUCCGCUCUACACAGAUGCCACGGAUUUCCUGACGGACACCCGUGGUCCGCGUCCCGCCCACUGAGACCUUUCGCCACCCCACUUCCAGACGGACGGACGCCCGAGCCCCGUAUCCCGCCCCUCCGUCACUAAUAUGCAAUGUUUUUUUGUGCAGAAGCCGACAGCUGCCGCGUACCGCCGACUUGCCACUAGCCCCGCCGCAUGCCCGUCCGCCGCCGCCGCCGCCGCCGCCGCCGCUCCUCGUCGCCGCCGCCAUUUGAAGAGGAGCGCUCGGGGGCUCUUGACGUCGCGGCGGGUGUGCGGGAGCAGGAACAGCAGUAGCGGGAGCACCGACCACUCCUCCUUCUCACUCUCAACCUCCGCUGCUGAGCACUACCGGCCUCUCCGACAGCCCGAGGCGGAGCUCGUUCUUUUCCUGGCGCACAGGGACGACGACAAGGCGGAAUACGUGGAAGCGGCCGAGAAAGCGGGCGACGAUCCGGGCUUGCUUCUUCUCUUCAUUUCUAUGGUGCAGACUCGGGGAGGCAAACCCAGUCGAACUGAGCCCAACAGCUGGCCGUUUCUGCUGGCAUGCCAACAGGGGGGCGGGCCGGCCCCUGUGCGGUGGCAGAAAUUUAGGCUGCCGCAUCCGGUGCGCGUCUCGUCUCCCACCUCCUGCUCUCCUUCCUAUUCGUACUCCUCCCCCUUCUCGGCCAAAUCCAUGCGGUUUAUUUUGAACAACAUUUUCAGAAAAGGAUCGCAUAUGCUGCAGUGUCUUUGUGGCAGGAGCCUCAAGAAAACCAAGAACCCAACUGAACCGCAGCUGAAGGGCAUAGUGACCAGGUUGUUCUCCAGGCAGGGCUUUUAUCUCCAGAUGCGCCAGGAUGGAAGUCUGGAUGGGACCAAAGAUGACAGCACCAACUCGUCUCUGUUCAACUUAAUUCCAGUGGGACUUAGAGUUGUGGCCAUCCAAUCGGUAAAAAGUGGUCUCUACAUUGCCAUGAACGGAGAGGGUCACCUCUACUCCUCGGAAACGUUUACCCCAGAGUGCAAAUUUAAGGAGUCUGUGUUCGAGAACUACUAUGUGAUCUACAGCUCCAUGCUGUACAGGCAGAAGGAGUCUGGCCGGGCCUGGUUCCUGGGCCUUAACAAGGAAGGGCAGGCCAUGAAAGGCAACAGAGUUAAGAAGACCAAACCAGCUGCACAUUUCCUGCCUAAACCUAUAGAAGUUGCAAUGUACAGAGAGCCGUCACUGCAUGACAUAGGGGAGGUGGCGCCUAAGAUCGCCGGAGGCCCGCCUUCCAAAAGCACAACCAGCGAGCCAGUGGCCAUGAAUGGUGGAAAGCCUGUCAGCAAACCUGAUAAGGAGGAGACAUAGCCCACUCCUCCCCAACCCUACAUCCCCUUUCACCAACAAGUAACCAGAGGCCAGGAAAAGUAAGCGAUUCUGCAACAAAUGCAACAAAAAAGACUCAAAAGUCCAGUUGAGACCGAUCAACAGCAAGUGCGCACCCGGCACCCCACUGCUCAUAAUGUAAGACAGAAGUGCUGUUGUAGGUAGCUGAGGGGCAGACAGGGAGAAGAGGAAGUGGCAGCAGUGGCACCUCGCCUUGCCCCAAAGGGUAUUCCUAAAAUGAAACAAGCAAACAAUGAUACAAAACUGUCAUCUCCACCGGUGUUUACAUGUGACUGAUGUGUCUGUUACUUAGAGGCCUGCUUGUCCUACUCUGAUAGUGUUCAGUUGCCUGGUAUGCUUGCCUCCGACACACACACACAAGCGCCACAGAAGGGAUUUGAAAGCAUCCAGAUAAACACAACGGAGUCCUGAAGAUGCAUCUGAUCUGACACACAAUGUUCUGUAUCUGACCUCACCACUUUGGCUCUCUUUUGACAGACAGUCGAGCAUGCUUCUUCAUUCCUUUGUAUGCAGUUGGCGUAAGGCAAAACGCUAGUGAAGAAUGAGCUUACACAGUUGUGCAGAUACAGAAUACACUUUAUUUGCUACCUCCCUGCCAGGCACUUAAAGAAUGCUGCCACCUCUUACCGAUGUAGCCAUUCAAGAAUUCUGGCAAGACUUUUUCAGUUUGCUUGUAGCUGUAACUGCAAAUUGUAACUGAAGACAUUUAACAUGUUUGGAUCUCCCAAGCAAAUGAAAGUGCAGCUAUGGGCAGCAUUACUGUUUACAUGGAAUAGCAAAGGGCACUUAGAAUGUAGCUGAAGGGAAAAGCGCAAAGCUACACUCUCAGAGAAAAAGUACAUAGCUGUACUUACAGUAGACUGAUCAUGUACAACAGCUUGUACCCUUGAGUUUUACUGUUUGGAUGCUGAAAAUUGUACUAACAGCAUGGCAUCAAACAAAGAGUCUUGUGUAUCAAACACGGAUUGUACCUUGUGGGACAAAAAUGAUCUAUCAUUUCUGACUGUAUCAUAACUGGCUGCCUUCACAUGAACUUGAAUUUAAAAGUAGGAGAGUAAAUGUGGACAGGGUAAAUUAUGUUAAAGCCACAAAGUGUUGAUGUGAAGAAUGACAGGUGCCAUGAAGGGAUUGUAAUGACAAUGUUUUUUGUUAUUUUUUAUGUGGUGACUUUAGCCAGAGAGGGCUGGACCGCAAAUAUAGCGCAGAGACUUUAGCCACAAUCAGAAUAUUGCAUGAGAAGCUUGUUUAGGUAAGCCUGAGCUCCAUCAAAGCAAACCAAAUAGAUUCCUCACUGUGACCAUCAACAUGGCUCCUAAUCUGUUCAUGACUUGAAGCCUUGUUCAAGAACUGGGCUUUUUGUUUAGAUGCCAGUGAACUAAACUGGUAGUUCUUCAUAUACUAUCCCUUAGAAGGUAAUAAUACUGUGAUACCUCUUGUCUGUGCCAGUGAAAGAGAUGCUGCAACUCAGGAUGGCAAUGGAACAUGGAUGGGCACACCAAUUUGACCAAUCAACAAGAAUUAGGAUGGCCAUACCUAUCAAAAAAGGACACACACAAAUGUCUCAGUGUUUUCAUGGCUGUCGCUUGGGUCCAAAGCAAUCAUUUAUGGUGAAUUCUAGGGCUCACGUAUCAUAAGAUAGUGUGGUGGAGUACUAUAUGAGGGAAAAAAUGGAGUGUAAGAGAAGUAUGUUAGAUGAGACCAGGCCAUGUACGGUAUGUGAACUUGAAGAUAGUGGUGAGGUGUGCUGUUGGAGUGACAGAACACUUCAAGUUGGAGGUGGGAUUGGAUCAAGGAUCCUCUCUGAAGAAUGAAGGUCAGUCAGAGCCAGACAGUGGAUGAAUGAAAGGGAGGGCAGUGGUGUGGAAGAGGAGAACAUGCAGAAGUUUUGAAUCUCAAUGAUAUAAGUUUACACAUUUUACAUGCAUAUUUGACUUUUGUAGAUGUGUAUAGUUUUACCUCAUCUACCGAAAAAAGCUGAAAAGUUUGCUCAUCGCUGGAUUAUAGACUCAGAUUCCAGGUGUGGUUCUUCCCUUGGACUGGAAUGAACACAUUGUUAACAUAGCCAAAAAGGCAGAUAUAAGGCUGUGUGACUAAUCAAACAAACUGUAUUGCCUUAGCAACAGGUUGUGAGCACAAUUGCCCAAAGCACUGACACACAAAGGCUUGCAGAAGCACCUAACCAGAAGGGGCAGUGUGCCAUCCCCUCAUGUCUCAUCUUGCGACUUCUUGUUCAAUUGUCUGUGAGGCAAUAAUGUGUCUGCUACGCACCUAUGACAACAAAUUAUUGCGAGCUCAGUAUUACUAUCACAAAACUGUCAUUAUAACUGUAUUUCUGCUGUUGUCUCAAUGGGAAGUUGUUGUAGAUUGUCUGAUCUGAUGCCAUUUGUUUCAUAUACAGUGGAAUCUCAACUAAGUGAAAGUCUCCACUGCUAUUUGUAAAUGCAGACUGUCUUUUCAAAAAAGAAAAACAUGCCUAUAGAUCGCAAACGGUGAGAUCGCAAUAAAACAAGACACAAAGAAAUAGAUGGAUUUUUUCGCAAACACUAAUUACAAAAGCAACAGCCUAAACGUGAGGUGUGCAAAAGGAGAAGUUCAAACAGAAAUUAUCAAUCCAAUUUUGAGCCUUCUGAUCUGCUUCUGAUCAAAGUUGGUAAAGGCCUGGCGAUUAAAAAAAAAAAAAAGUAACCUAAGCUAUUAUCCUGUGGCUUAGGAUGUGCAAAAUGUGAUUUUUCCCACCCUCUUUUAUUUGUUAGAAAACGAUGAGCGGCGACAAUUGAAAAAGUUAAACCUGUUCAAUGUUUAUAAUUGCGAAUCCUAAUAUUUUCAACAGAGUUCUGCUAAGCUUUUGUAAUACUUUGUGACUCUUCCUUCUUUUUGGUAUUCAUCAGUGUAAAUGCCCUGUGGCACCAUGCUACUUCUCACAGCUCAGAAUUGGUACUAUGCCAGACACCUGGUAUAAUAUGGUUGUGUGUGUGUGUCUGGUGUGCUGUGCUGGUCACUUGAGUCCACAACACGCUGCGUUAGAGCAACAAGUACGCUUUUUUUUAAACUCAUCAUAUCUAGGCUCUUUCGCAUUUUAAAACAAAGAUGGACAUUAUUUAAGAUGUUAAAAAUCUUUUUCAACAGGGGUGUUCAAUGCGUCAAUCGCGAUCGACCAAUUUCUGAGGCAUCGCGACCCAAAUAAAAAAAAGGCAUCAGCCUAUCAUCCAUUUUGUCGCUUGAUUUGGGUAUGGCAAACAUGUCCAACAUGUGGGUAGAUGUAUUGACAUUCGAUUUGAUGAAGUCACUCUGCAUGUGCACAUUAGGGCAAGUUCUGCAAUGGGACCCCCGUAGAUAGGGUGCUAGCUGCCUGAAAAUUACAUCUCGGGGCAAAAAGGAAUGGGCACCCCGAACUACAGUUACAUAUGGAAAUCUCCUGUGUCCAAAUUUUCCAGAAAUUAUUGAUAUUAGUCAGUCUCUUCAUGGGUCUGUUUGUCAUGGCCUGUUUUUCAAUUGUUUGUCUUUGUGUUGCAGUGUCAGGGUGCGUGAUGGUGGGUGUGGGCAUCAGCGACGUACCGGUUGCUUACAGUAAUCAUCAGCCUAUUUAGUGACAGUGUUGGAAUAUUCACCUGUCUUUACCGUGUUCACCGCUGAUGAUUGUCAUCCAUCUGAUCUUAGUAACUCCAAAGAGAUAUUGUUUACCACACAGGCUUUUUGUUGUGUCGCCUUAAGUUAUCCGUUUUCUGAUGCUCUCUGGUGUUGAGUUUCCUUUUGUUUAAUGUGUCUCGCCAUUGCAUACUCCUUCUGCUGAAUUAUUGUUAUUAUUUAUUUUUUGGACCUUGGUUCUCCAGUCUCUUUUUGGAAUCUGCUCUUACGACACUGCUGUCAUAACACUUAAGUUUACAAUUUAUUGACCAAUAUUUUAAAGGUCCCAUGCCAUAGUUUUUUCUUCUACUCUGUAAUUCAUAACAUGGAUCACGCUAAGUCUCUAACAUGAAAAUCUAACAUCUAUGCGGUUUGUUGGUUGAAUGCAAAAUUCAAUAACAUCAUGCCUGCAAUGCAGUGGGUUUGAAAUCACUGAUGUUGUGAUAAUAUGGAAUUACGAGCACACUUUGUGGUUGGUACCCACUCACUCACACAGAUGAACGGCAAUAUAAGAUUUCUGUGUUCAUAUUCUCAGCCUCUUCCAACCCAUAUAAAUACAGUAUAGUCUAUAAAGUAUACAUAUUUUGUUUUAUGACAGAAUGAGCAGUUCAGAAAAUGAAUUAACCAAUGAAUGAAAUAAUGAGAAUUCAGGACCUCUCAAUGGCCAGGUGUAAAAUACCAACUACAAUAGUUAGAAAAAGUAAAGGAAAGCAAAUAUAUUUCUAUAACGCAUUUCAUACACAAGAUCACUCAAUGUGCUUUACACAGUACUGCAAAAUAGCUAAAUGCUCCUUUACCAUGUUUGCUUUGGACUCUGUGCUACAUUGUUUGACCCAAGUCUGUCGAUCUAAGAGCCCUACUAGGUUUAUAUUCCAUUAGUAUUUCUUUAGUGUAUUCAGGACCUGAACUUUAAAAUCUAUUCUAAAGCUGACUGGAACCCAGUGUAAAGAAUAGAAUUGGCGUAAUAUUGUCUGACCUCUCUGUUUUGGUCAGAACCCAAGCUGGAUAAUUCUGAAUGAGCUGCAGCUGUUUAACUAUGAUAGUCAAAACUAAAGUUCUGGAAAAUUUGACAUAAGGGUAGCAUAUACAGGCUGAACAAGAGGGGACCAAGAACUGACACUUGAGGGACCCCAUAGGUCACUGCCAUUUGUUGAGAUUGAGCACUUCCAAUGAUUAUAAUGUAGCUCUUUUCCUCCAGGUAGGACCAAAAUCAUUUAAGGACCGUUCCAUUUAGUCCUACCCACAUUUUCGACCUGUUUAUCAGUAUGUUAUGAUCUACGCAGGGAUCGGGAACGUUUUUGACAGAGAGCCAUAAAGGCAAAAUAUUUUAAAAUCUAAUUCCAAAAGAGCAACACAGUGUUUUAAAAAAUAAAUACAGGUGUAUUUGUGCAUUUAUUUAAGACCAACACUUUGAGUCCAAUAAGUAUUUUAAAUAACAUUGUAACACUGUUGUUCACCAAUGAUGACAAAAGUAAUUUUUACCAUCAAUGCGACAGCUAGUGCUGCACGGUUUUGCUGAUGGCUUUGGACUUCAUACAUCGUCAGAUUAAGCUUCACGCAGGCGUUGAGACUUCUAUCAUUUCAUCGUGAACGUACUUCAAUUUGAUUUGGCAUCAUGCUGGUACGAUGGUGAACUGUUCUUGCCGACAAAAGCAUGUAUUUUAUUUGUUUGAUUAUCUUUGCUUUAUGCGAAGUUGUCAAAAUGUUUAUUGGCAACAUCAAGUACGAAUGUUUUGGCAUACUCCCCAUCUGUGAAUGUAAACACACAGCAGAACCGUCUCUCUCCACAAAGGUUGACCAUUUUUGUUGAAAACUUCGAUGGUCCUCAUAUUUUUUUUCUUUGAGCGACCUUUGUCAAAAGUGUUUCCAUAAUUAGUUGUUCCGACACUAUCCACGUUAGACCCUUCUGCAUCUGUGGACUUCGACUACCACGCAAAAACUACGGCAACUCCACUCGGCCAAACUGUCAUUUGUGUUGCCUCCAAUGUUUGCUUCCCACACCAAACUAAGGCAAUCACUAGGACAAACCUUCUCUGCAUGACAGAAAUUACAUGAAACGUACAGUAUGUCGUUAUGAGGGCUCUGCGAGCCAUAUGCAACCACCAAAAGUGCCCGACCCCUGAUCUACCGUAUUGCUGAGAUUCCACAAGACCAAAAUUGUUGCCUUUUUUGAGUGAGUAUUCAAUCUUAUAUCAUUUAGCACUUUCAUAAGAGCAGAUUCUGUACUGUCAUGAGUUCAGAAACCCGAUUGAAAUUUGUCAAAAGUCCAUUUAAGUCCAAGAAAUUGACGAGAUGAUCAAAAAUAACUUUCUCAACAAUCUUGGCGAUGAAAGGGAUAUUAGUUUGCUAACAUGGAAGCGUACAGUGCUCUGUUUUUAGAAGAGGCUUAACAGCACCUACUUUAAGAGCUAUAGGAAACUUGCCAGACUGAAAUGAGCAAUUAAUUUGCUGCAAAUAAGCUAGCACAGACUUCACAAUAAUUUUGAAAAAGUCAGAUGGUAUUGAGUCAAGAAAGCUCUUUGAUGUUUCAGCCGCUGAACCAUUUUCCUUGGGUGGCUUCAGAUGUAGUAAUAUUGUAUCAUGCUGAUUUGUGCUGAUAUCUAACCUGAAGGAUUGUAUUUUUUUCCACAAAAAUAAAAAAGAUAAUUCAUUGGAUUGAUCAACUGUUAGGAGUUCUAGACAUCUAUUUCCAACCCCAAAUUAUUUUGCAAACUCUACAAAUGGACAUCAAAGUUUAUGGAUUUUUUUUUUUAAUACGAUGGAAUGGGACCUUUAAAUGUUAAAAUUGACUUGCUCUCUUUGAUCAUGAUUAUCAUUAUUAUAGCUUUGAUAAUAUUAUCAAGGGUUUAAGAAAGGUGUCAUUUAAUUUUGGUGUUCUGAAAAGCAAUGGUUUUGGAAAUGGGAGGCGAAAUGUACUGGUAUUCUGAAACAAAAAUUAUUGAAACACAUUCACUGCAUCUUUGACAAGAUUAACCUACUUAAAGAUUUUAAAAUUAGUGCGAAUCUGAGGCCCUUGGAGGUUCCACUGUAGACCAAAUGUUCCCAUGCUCUUGGCUCCAGUGUGCCUCACAUGAUCUGAGAACCAUCCCUGAAUGAGUCUUUUGGGCCAGUGUUGUUCUUGUCAUUUGUAGAGAAACUGUAGCUCUUUUCCGUGUAUUGUAGCACUUGUGUCGAGCGAUAAAGGUUACUAGGAAACAAGCAGAAAACAAGCCCUGACAAUCAUGCCUGUCAUCAUUUUUAUCCCACCAGGAGAGUCACAGGUGUAAACUGGAGAAAGUUGUUGGGCCAACAACACAGAGAUCACAUUACAAUUUUGUGUGUUCUUCAUGAAAUUAUACAUGAGCUGUCAUUGUAGGCCCCCCUUAAAAAAGUUCUCAGUUGAGACAUUUUUUUUUAAAUGGAGUUUAGUUCACGGUUUCAUUUGAGCUGAUGUUAUCAUUGGAACCCUUUUGACCUAUGGUAUAUAACUAGCAUCAUUAGCCUGGUUGGAUAUAUUGUGUUUUUUUUGUUUGUUUUGUUUUUGUUUUAUUUUACUGGAUAUGUUCUUCAUUGUGGAGUUCAACACUGCAUUAUUAUCAAUGUUCAGCUUGUUGGGUUAGUACCUGGGGGAAUGCAACUUUUGAAGAUCUCUCACGUGUUCAAGUAUAAUUCCCUGAGCCAUGGACCAAAGAUCAAGAUAUGUACAACAGGGUCUUCUGGGUUGCUAAUCACACAUCCCAAUUGAGGUGAGCAUUUCCAUAGUCAGCCUGGCCCGCGCCUAUGCUGCAAUUACAAGCUCUGACUGCACUCUGUAUCCAAGUAAAGAGCGUUUGCUUUAAUUAGAAUAGAGUAACCAUGACAAACCCGGACAUUUUUCAUUUCCACUCAUAUACUGCAGCGAGGGGCAUGCGCUUGAGCGUGGACCUGCAGCCGUAGCUUGUCAGCAGCACGGAGCACGUUUUAGUGACACAAGCCAAGCAGACGUGACAGUGAGAACUGUGCUCAUGAUGUAGCCUUGUUUCCUUCAGGUUCACUCUGGUCCUUGAACAAAAGAACACCUUACUACAUGCGUACACUUGUCAAUGACUUAUCAACAAUCCUUAGGUCCACUCUGUUUUCUUGGCUGUAAAGAGGUUAGCCAGAGUGCUGAUCCACACCUUCUUUCACUUUUCCACUUGUUGCACGUGUCCCAAAAAGGUCCAGUGAUGGGGGCUAAUGCAUAUGGUCAUGUAGGAAAUAUGUAAUGAAUACAAAGCAGCAUGUAGCCAAGGGGUGGGUACAAUCUGUUCUUUAAUCCGGCCCAUUGAGCAUGUACAUUUUUAAGUCUAGUUAUAUUUAAAUCUCUAAUUAAGUAGUAUUUCAUCAUUUUAAUGUAUUUGUUUGUUUUAUUGAUUUGUUUUGAAUAUCACGUGGGUUUACUCUGGUUUCCUGUUGAAUUCCAAAUAAUGUGCUUUUUUUAUUAAUUAAAAAGGAAGUUAUCUGCUUAAAGCUGGUAAACUCCAGCUCACAUGCGAACCUCAUGAGCUUAUGUGGUAUAUUUAAAACAUGACAAUUAUUAAUUUGUUAUUAAAAUUAAGUAUUUUACAGACACUUGAACUUUUCCUGAAAUCACUGCUACAAAUUACCUGGCUCAUCUGUUUUUUUUUUUUUUGUUUGUUUGUUUGUUUUAAGUUGAAUGCAGUCCCUAAGCACAAAGGUUUGCCCACCACUUAUAUCAUUCAACUCUGCUACUACUGUCAUUUGACCUGGUCAAGAUGCUUUACAGUCUGAUGGAUGGUGUGUUUUUUAUUUAGAUCUCUGUCUUGUAUUUUUGUUUUCAGGUCAUGUAAAGAUAGCACCAGUAAUUAAAGCAAGCUGAUGCCCAGCAUUUCACCAGUGUUAUUCCUAUAUUGUUACAGUAAAUUGGUAGCAAAAUGUGGUGAGUGCUGACUGUCUCAGUAAAUGUUGAGUUCCACUAACAUUCAUAAUAUGCAAAUAUUGUACACUUUGUGUCCGAGUCAUUGUAUACACACAGAGCGGAACAAUAUUAAAUAAAAGAUUUAUAGA